AUGGGGCGAACAUCACCCCCUGCCUCAAGUGAAAACAUGGUAUUUACCUCAUCCUUCUCGUUCGUAACUGCGCUGACACCUCAAUUAAGCGUUGGUUCAAAAAAUGAAAACUCCGAUGAUGUUCGACUUUCCCAUCGAGAUCGAUUUCUAAGUGAAUCAGAGCGUCUUGUGGCCAUGAAUCCUCGUCGAACUCGUGAAUCAUUUGCUACGUUGGAUCCACGCGUAUGGCAUGAAAAGCCAAUUAAUGCAAUACUUGAUGAAUUUAAAGUGGAUCCAACACUUGGAUUAGAUUCAAAGACUGCGAGUGAACGACUAAUGCAAUAUGGUCCAAAUUCACUUGAGCGUGACAAGCGAAUACCGUUGUACCUCAUAUUUCUAUUACAGUUUGCAAAUGUAAUUAUUGUUUUACUUAUGGCUGCAAGUGUUGCAUCAAUUAUUUUAAAAGAAUAUGUGGAAGGUAUUGCAAUUAUUGUAAUUGUAACAUUAAAUGCAAUUAUUGCGACUUUUCAAGAACAUAAUGCAAGCAAUGCUUUGAGUGCACUACAGAAAAUGGCUACACCACAGUGUGUUGUCGUACGUGAUGGUGGACGACAAGUUUUAGUCCCAAGUGAAGAGCUUGUAUGUGGUGAUCUCGUGAUUUUAACUACUGGAGAUAUUGUUCCUGCAGAUUUACGUCUGAUUCAUAGUUCAGAUUUUAAAGUCAAUGAAAUGAUUUUAACGGGGGAAUCUGAUGAUGUACUGAAAAAGUUUGAUGCUGAAGUACAUGAAAGUGAUAAAUUAACUGCAGACAACAUGGUAUUUGCCUCAACAUCAGUAGCCACAGGUCAUGCUACGGGAGUUGUAGUUGAAACUGGUAUGCAAACUCGUGUUGGAUCUAUCGCGGCGUUACUACAAGAGGGUACGACUAAUACUCAAAACUCAAAUUGCUGGCAUCGUAUGAUGGACAAAUGUUCUCCAAAAAUGACCCCAUUGCAACUUAGUUUACAUCAAUUGGGUGUUCUUAUGGGUACAGUUGUGCUUGGUAUUUGUGUGAUUGUCUUUGUUGUCGGAAUGUUGCGUGGAAAUGCUAAUCCAAAAGACCCUGAUCGAUCUGUGACGUUGUAUAUUGUCAUGAUUGCUGUCUCGCUUGCUGUAAGUGCUGUACCGGAAGGUCUUCCGAUGGUUGUGACCAUUUGUUUAUCUACUGGAACUGCAGAGAUGGUGAAAAAAAAUGUGCUUGUACGAAAAUUAGCAGCUGUCGAGUCAUUGGGUGCAAGUUCGGUGAUUUGUACGGACAAAACGGGUACGCUUACAGAAGGCAAGAUGACAGCAGUGAAGAUGUGGAGUGACUCAGUCAUGUACGACAUUACAGGAAUUGGAUUUACACCAAAUGGAGAUAUUCUCCAUAAUGGAGUAAGUCAAAUUAAGCCUCCAAAUGUUUCUAUUCCUGUGCGUACAACAUUAUUGUCAGCAGUGUUGUGCAGUAACACAAGUUUACAGAAAGAAGAGAAUGAUUCCGGUGCGUCUGAAUGGGUUCCCAUGGGCAAUUCGUCGGAAGCACCACUUAUUGUUGCAGCGGCUAAAGCAGGAAUCUGGCGGGAAGAUGUCAUGAGAAAAUAUCCAAGACAGACGGAAGUACCAUUUUCAUCUACUCGAAAAAUGAUGAUUACAGUGAAUGAGCUACCAAUGAAUGAAACACGGUUUGAUAUGCUCGAAUUUCCUGCCAAUACGACAAUGAUCGCGAAUGUCAAAGGUGCUCCAAAUUAUCUUGUCAAAAACUGUACACAAUUUGUGCGUACAGAUGGCGUACUCACAGCAAUGAAUGAAUCCGAUCGAACGAAGAUCUUGGAAGCCGUGGAUACAUUAUCGUCUCAAGCCCUACGUGUUCUCGCUGUUGCCGUGCGUCCACUACAAAAAAUGCCAUUUUCAAAUGAUGAAGAAGAUAUUGAAGUCAAAUUUUCGCGCUUGUCUUCUCCUUUAAUUUUUGUCGGACUUGUUGCGUCUAUGGAUCCUCCGAGAUAUGGUGUCAAGACAGCCAUUCAAAAAGCGCGUCAAGCUUCAAUCAGAACGGUUAUGAUCACUGGUGACUAUCUUAAGACUGCAGUGGCCAUUGCUCGAGAAAUUGAUCUAUUGCCUGCUAAUUCAACUGCUGAUGCCCAAGCUGUAGAUUGCAGCGUUUUGCGUUCAAGUCAAAAUGUAUACUUACCUGAUGUUAAAUUGGACGAAGUGACUAGUCAAGUGUCUGUAUUUGCACGUGCUAAGCCAGAAGACAAGAUUGAAAUUGUUAAGUCAUUACAACGUCAAGGCCAUGUUGCAGCCAUGACGGGCGAUGGAGUUAAUGAUGCACCGGCACUUAAAGAAGCAGAUAUUGGUGUAGCCAUGGGCAUUUCUGGAACUGCUGUUGCCAAAGGUGCAUCAGACAUGAUUUUAAUGGAUGACAAUUUCUGUAGCAUUGUUUCUGCUGUUGAAAAAGGACGUGAGAUCUAUGGGAAUAUUCAACGUUUUGUGUGUUUCUUGCUGUCGACAAAUUUUGGUGAGAUUGCUGUGAUUUUCACUACAAUAGCUGUUGGAAUGCCCAAUCCUCUUGAGCCAAUGCAAAUUUUAGUACUUAACCUCUUUGCCGACGGCAUGGCGGCUGUAGCACUUAGUCUUGAAAAAGGAGAUGGAUCAGUGAUGAAAGAACGUCCGCGACCGCGUUCGGAACGUAUUGUUUAUGGUCGAUUGUGGGUCAUUGUGCUUUUGAACGCUUUUUUGAUCGCUUUUGGUGCCCUUAUCGUAUUUACAUGUGGUUUAUAUUGGAACUUUCAAGAUGUCUUUCUUGAUGAUAUUAUUGAUGAAAUUGAUGCGAAUAAGGGCGAAACAGCUUACAGAAAUGCAGUAUGUAUGCGCUGGAAAGGACUUGGACAUGGGUGGCAAAAGUACAGCAAUUGUGGAGCACGAGCACGUAAUGGAACGUAUUUGUUCGCUGAAAAUAUUCGGUUUCAAGAAUAUUACGAAACUGAUACGUUUCUUUGCUACAAUGAAGACUUUGAAUGCAUAUCAGUGGGUACGUCUCGAUCACAAACAAUGGCGUUUAUUUACAUUACGACAAUGGAAAUGUUACGUGCGUAUACUGCACGGAGUUUUACUAAGUCUGUGUUUGAAGACACGUAUAGUAAUAAAUGGAUGCAAGUUGCUGCUGCUGGAUCAUUGAUCUUGACAUUAUCCGUCACAAAUAUUCCUGUGAUUAAUGAUACAAUCUUUGGGUUUUCACACAUUGAAUGGUACGAGUGGAUGCUUUCUAUGGUCUUUGCACUUGUAAUGGUGAUAUUUGGAGAAAUGCUGAAGUGGGUUUAUCGCGUUCGUGAUCGGCAUAGACGACAUGAUGCUAUGGAAGAAGCAUUAGUGCAAGAGAUCCAAACGUUGCAGACCCGUGUUGAGCAUCUUGAAAGCAGAUUAGAAUUGUAA
Plasmopara halstedii is the source of this 3426-nucleotide messenger RNA. Its product is annotated as potassium sodium efflux p-type fungal-type. The record is from RefSeq and is a predicted model, not a curated record. The transcript has a single exon. The coding region runs from base 1 to 3426 and encodes 1141 amino acids. Gene Ontology annotation, molecular function: ATP hydrolysis activity; transporter activity; ATP binding. NCBI's taxonomy places the organism in Eukaryota, Oomycota, Peronosporomycetes, Peronosporales, Peronosporaceae. Gene Ontology annotation, cellular component: membrane.